AUGGCAGCUCCCGACGUGCUGGGCUCCACUGGCAGGGAGCUGAUGCGCUCACGCUUGGUGAACGCCUGCGAGGCGGCAGAAAUGGCGAAGAUCACGGAGAACUCACCCGCCUGCAUUCAGAGCGAUGAUUGGAGAGUGAAGCUGGGUGCGGCUGGUGCUCUGAGUUUACAGGGGGCGCCGGCGCUUUGGGGAUGCAAAGAGAUCCGCCGAGCUUUGGGCGAUGAAAGCAGCCGGCCAUUGGUCUUGGAGACGUUCGCCAGGUCGCAACCAUCUGCAGCGAUCAGCAACUUUGAGCGAACUGCGCAACUUUUGAGGAGUGAGGACUGGAGGCUUCGCUUGGGUGCUAUCGAGUCCCUGGCGCGUCAUCCAAUGCCAACGGAGCCUUGCCAAGACUUCGCCUCGGCGCUGGCACUCUGCUGCGUGGCGCGGCGGCCGGAGCUGCGCCGCGCGGCCGCCGGCGUGUUGCGCCGCGUGGAGCCGGAGCUGCGGGCGCAGGUGCUGAGCCAAGCGUUGGAGGAGCCUGACACUCAAGAGGAUCUCAUGGCUUUCCGUGAUGGUGAACUCCUGUUCCUAGAGGCUUUGGAGGGUGACGCGGAGAAGGCGCUGCAGCAGCGACCCAGCUCCCAAUACUUCCAAGAGCUUGCACUUCGGCAAAAGCAAGGGGAACUCUGUGGGAAACAAGCAUUCGGUCAACAACGCUGUGAAGGUGGGCCUUGA
Molecule: messenger RNA, 717 nt
Organism: Durusdinium trenchii
Lineage: Eukaryota; Dinophyceae; Suessiales; Symbiodiniaceae
Source: the annotation of a GenBank genome assembly